AUGUUCGAGUUACAUAUUAAAACUAGAGGUUGGAUCGCUUUGGGCAUUAGUCCAGCCGGUGGUAUGACAGGUGCAGAUAUCGGCAUGGGUUGGAUCGGUGAAGCGGGUAACGUUCAUUUUCAAGAUCGAUAUGCUUUUAAUUUUUCAAAACCUAUUCUUGAUACUACAACAAUGGAUUGGCAUGGUCUUCAAGGUCGUGAACAAAAUGGAUGGACAGCAAUUCAAUUUAAACGUUUGUUAGACACUUGUGAUUCAAUGGAUGUGCCAAUUAAAUCGGGAACGAAUAUUCUUAUAUUUGCUUAUGGUUUAAUGGAUCCAAAUAUAGGUCAACUAGAUGACGAUAUUUCAUAUCACGAAAAUCGGCGAGGCUCACGUAUUAUUCCACUACAGUCUUAUAGUGAUCCACCUCCAGAAAGCAAGUUUGCUGAAUUUGAUUCAUUCGACUUCUUAAUGAAUAAUUAUUUAGUUCCACCAACUGAUACAACAUAUUAUUGCAAAGUAUUCAAAUUACCAAGCCAUUUUCCCAUGAAACGUCAUGCUAUUGCACACAAAAUAAUUAUUGAUUCUACAAAUCGUGAUCUUGUUCAUCAUAUGGAUACGUAUGAGUGUCAUCCUGAAACAACUAAUUUUGAUGAUACCAAUUUGCCCGAGGGUGAAUGUGAUCAAAUAGUCAAACAGAUAAAAACAUGUGUAUCAAAUAUGAUGACGAUGUGGUCUGUUGGUGCAGAUCAUGUUUCAGAAUAUGUUCCUGAAGCUGGCUAUCCUAUUGGUGGUGAUCUUCCCGUAAAAUAUUUUAUGGUUCAAGUGCAUUAUGACAAUGCACGAUUAUUAUCAAACCGUCGUGACAGUUCGGGCAUAAAAUUUUAUGUUGAUAGCAAACUUCGUCAGUAUGAUCUUGGCUAUGUUAUAUUCGGUCUGUCAUCAAGUGCGUAUGGGAUUGCUAUUCCACCACAUGUCGAUCGUUUUAUAAUCGAUUCUUAUUGCCCAACCAACUUCAGUAAAAAAUUAUUAAUGGAUCUAAAAUGGACACCUCAAUUAGCUGAACAAUGGCAGCAAUUCUAUAAUAAUGCUUCGCGUCGUGUUAUCUUUGGUGGUGGAAACAUUGUUAACCAGCAAUUAUUGAGUGCUAUACCUCCAUAUAACGAUUUGGUUUCUGAAUCAUGUAAUCGACGUAAAGCUUGGAUGAAAUAUUAA
Messenger RNA from Rotaria sp. Silwood1, 1194 nucleotides. NCBI's taxonomy places the organism in Eukaryota, Metazoa, Rotifera, Eurotatoria, Philodinida, Philodinidae. The record is from the annotation of a GenBank genome assembly.